AUGGCGGCCGCUCGAUUGAGCCAGUUUGGAGUCCAACAUGUUGCCAAAGGCAUUGGCAGACUCACGACCGAAGUCAUUGAGUCAGGGAGCGGAAGCUAUGUUUCGAUGGUAGGGGGAAAGCGAUAUCUGGAUUUCACAGUUGGCAUUGGUGUCGCAAAUCUGGGCCAUUGCCAUCCAAAAGUCACGAAAGCGAUUCAAUCCCAGGUCGGUACUCUGGUCCACGGCCAAGUCAACAUUGCCUUCCAGAAGCCUUACCUGGAACUCAUUGAGAGAUUGUUGCCCAUGAUGCCGCACCCGAGUCUCGACACGUUCUUCUUUUGGAACAGUGGAAGCGAGGCGGUGGAAGCAGCUGUGAAGCUUGCAAGACACGCAACCAAGAAGCAGAAUAUCAUCGUAAAUUUCGGACCUUUGGUGCCAGGAAUCUUCUCCGUGCCCUUCCCCUAUUGUGCACAGUGCUCAAUCGCCCAGCAUGCUGGUGGCAAGUUCAAUUAUGAGAAUUGUUGCAUGGAUCCAGUGACUCAGCUGGAAUUGCUCUUGAAAAGGGAGACAGCCCCAUCAGACACAGCCGCUAUUGUCAUUGAACCUGUACUCGGUGAAGGCGGUUAUGUCCCCGCUCCCAAAGGAUACUUUGACCGGGUUAGAGAGAUAUGUGACAAGAACAACAUCUUGCUUAUUUGCGACGAAGUACAAUCUGGAUUCGGCCGGACAGGAAAAAUGUUCGCUGUUGAGCACUAUGGCGUCCGCCCGGACAUACUCAUCAUGGCGAAAGGUAUCGCGAACGGCAUGCCGCUGUCCGGCAUCGUCUCUCGAAAGGAGCUGAUGGACAAGCAACCUCCAGGCACCAUGGGUGGAACAUACGGCGGAAACGCUGUUGCUUGUGCCGCAGGUGUCGCGGUCGCAGACGCCUUCAAGGAGGAGAAGAUUCUCGAGAACGUGAAUGCGAGAAGCAAAGAGCUGCGAGGCAUGCUCGAGGAUCUCAGAAAAGACCCCAAAGUGGGUUCGAUGAUUCACGAUGUGCGAGGACUGGGCUUGAUGCUGGCUGUUGAGUUCAAGCCUUCACCAAAGGGCAGCAUUGGCUCAAAAGUCCAAGCAAAGUGCAAGGAAAAGGGAAUGUUGAUAUUGACAACAUCGAUCUACGAUACACUACGAUUUAUUCCUGCACUGAACAUUUCGAAAGAAGAUAUGGCAUAUGGAUGUCAGAUCUUGAAGGAAGCGAUUGAGGAAGUCGCUGCCGGUGAAGACCCACAGGAGACACAGACUAAAGGUCAAGCAUUGGAAUGA
Messenger RNA from Lithohypha guttulata, 1281 nucleotides. RefSeq lists its product as uncharacterized. Gene Ontology annotation, molecular function: identical protein binding; transaminase activity; pyridoxal phosphate binding. The record is from RefSeq and is a predicted model, not a curated record. Lineage: Eukaryota; Fungi; Ascomycota; Eurotiomycetes; Chaetothyriales; Trichomeriaceae. Bases 1 to 1281 code for a protein of 426 amino acids. The transcript has 2 exons.